Molecule: messenger RNA, 687 nt
Organism: Aspergillus thermomutatus
Lineage: Eukaryota; Fungi; Ascomycota; Eurotiomycetes; Eurotiales; Aspergillaceae
Exons: 1
Coding region: 1-687 (228 amino acids)
Source: RefSeq, a predicted model, not a curated record
AUGAUUGCGCCUAACGAAGCAGAUGGCGCAAGUCUGGCGUCUUCAUCUAAUUCACGGAGAAGGAAACCACCCAAACUACGACGUGAACGACCUCAACAACAUGGUCUUGAUGAAGCAGCUGAGAAGGCACCAAAUGGCGAUAUGGAAAGUACUGAAAAACAAGCCUUCGUCCCAAAGACGUCAGAGGAUGCAUCGAACGUUGAUGGUACAUCAGAAGGGGAGUCAGCAGCCACCGAGCCUCAGUUGCAUCCGGUCCUUCAACAAAGGCAGACUCGUCGCUUGAACAAGCCGUUCCACGACGACGAGGAAGGCGAAGUCGCUGAGCAUGACGAUUUUUUCUCCACUGCUGGACGUCAGAGACCGAGACGAGUCCGACGCGGCGAGCAACAACUCGUCCCCCUAAACACUAUUGAUAAUGUUGGGAGAACGGUCGGGCAGUCUGGCGCUUUGGUGCCGAAUAGAACUGAGGGCGCUGUGGGCAGGAUUACAGAUACGAGUGGACGAGUUCUGGGGAGGACGUCGGAGCAAAACGAGCCGCAAAAGAAGGAGAAAGAUGAACAGUUGAGGCUGCGCUUGGAGUUAAACUUAGACUUGGAGGUCGAGUUGAAAGCGAAGAUCUCAGGGGAUCUGACGCUCUCAUUACUGUUAGUGACUGCCACUGCUCACUGUGACUUGGAGGUCACUUGA